Trichoderma reesei QM6a is the source of this 3066-nucleotide messenger RNA. RefSeq lists its product as uncharacterized. The transcript has a single exon. Gene Ontology annotation, molecular function: histone binding; protein heterodimerization activity. The record is from RefSeq and is a predicted model, not a curated record. Lineage: Eukaryota; Fungi; Ascomycota; Sordariomycetes; Hypocreales; Hypocreaceae. Gene Ontology annotation, cellular component: nucleus. Bases 1 to 3066 code for a protein of 1021 amino acids.
AUGGAACCGCCAGCAAAGCGCCGUCGCAGGAGCCAGCUGCUGCUGGACAAGGACAAUGCCGACGAAGACGACGACGAGCUCGCCUUUCGGCCAUUCGAGGUUGAGGCUAAGCGAGACCCCGAUUACAAGCUCUCUGUCGAGAGAGCCUAUGCCGACCAGCGGUUCCAAGCAACCAUGGCGCAUAUCUUUGAAAAGUACGGGCGCGACUUCGAGGGCAUUGGCGAUGAGAUCGAUCUUGUGACGGGCGAGAUUGUGGUGAACAACGGCCAUGUGCGCAAUAUGCGAGACGAAGGGGACGUCGGAGACGGCCUACGAGGCGACCUGACGGAUGGAGAGGAUGAUGAGGACGAAGGCAUCCUGCUGGAAGAUCUCUAUGACGACGAGGAAGAGUACAAAGAGGAGGCGGGAGAGAAGGCGAAACCUGCCGACUUUGCAAGAGAGGGAGCGCAUAGUGGCAACGAUGCGGACGAUGACGACGACGAGGACCGCAUAAUACAGGGUCGCCAGGCAACUCGCGACUCACAUUCAACGGCCUUGGUCUUGGGGUCGUCGUCGAGGAACUCAUUGCUCGCCCGAGCCUCGCCGUUUGGCAUGCAGACUGCAAGUCCCUUGCACUUUGAGCCCCCUACAGAGCUGCCAUUUGCUUCUUCGCCAUUUUCCUUCGACAGAUCACCGUUCGCUUCAGAACCCUGGGGAUUCCCUGGCCAAAAUUCUGACCCUCUGUGGGAUCGACCCGAUCUGUUCGCAGUCCAACGGCCACCGAGCGAGCAAUUACCACUCAAGCCUAGUCGCUACCAAUUCCCUGCGCGGAGCGGCAAGAGCUCGAUCUGGGCGCCUGGAUCGAGGUUUCGAGCCGACGACGAAGAACCUCUUCCAUCUGCGUUUGCCGCCACGUUUGGAAAGCAUUUGCUUCCGAGGAGGAGAAAGAUUCUCAAGCAUCCACUAUUGCCCCCCUCUGCCAAGCUGAACGAACAGGUGGAUGAUGGCAGAGGAGAUGCUGAGGAGGAUGAAGAGGAUGAGGACGAGAUUCUGAUGGGGAAGAGAUCCGGAGAGAACCCAAUAGAAGCUUCUGCGCGUACCGGUGAUUCACGUCCGUCCAACAACCCAGCCGAAAAGGAGGCUGAGGAAAAGGGAGGAGAGGGGACCUCAAGUGACAGCGGCUACAAGUCCGCUCAAAGCACAAGGAGAAGCAGAAAGAGAAAACAGAGGGCGGACGAAGGACCUACGAGAGACGAGAACCUGGUCCAACCUCCUGGGAUAUCGAGAAAGCCCUCCAGUCGAGAACCAAAGGAACAAUCGAGAAUCAAUGCACUCAAAGCAAAGGAAUCAGCCCCAACGACAACAGCCCUUGAGCUCGCUGAGGAAGGAAACGGCUGCAGACGCUCUGGACGAAUGAGAAAGCAGGUAGAAUACUUGAACAAGAUUCCUUGGGCUCAAGCCCUGGCAGAGCAAAAGGCAGAAAAGCAAGCCACGUUGCUUCCUGCCUCAGAAUCGCAGACAAGCGGCGACGAUGCACAUGUGGAAGAGGAGAGUAGCACUGGGGGCGAUUCAGAAAAUGAAGGCCAGGCCGCCCUGACAGGGUCGGAGCAUGAGUGUAUCCCGGACUCGGCCGCCGAAGACGAUGACGAGGAAGAGGAAGAACAGGGGGAAGAGAAAGAGGAAGAAGUAGAGGGAGAAGAUGAAGCAGAGGAUGUGGUGGAAGCGGAAAAGAACUCGGAUGAAGGGGGUGAAGCAGAAAAAGAAGAGAAGCAAAGGCGGGUUCCAACUCCUCUGAAGGACUUGCCGACUUCACACGGACCCCAUAUUCGCGAUCCUGAUAUCGCGGAGCAUCGCCAUACGCAGGCGCCAGCUGGAUUCCCCUUCAAGACUACCAAUUCUGGAUGCCUCUUGUCCGACGACGAGGCCCCUACAAGUCUGUCCAAGCCAAGGAAAUCGACCCCGAAGAACAGGCACGAGGACGUACUCCCAUUACGAGAGAUUCGCAACGUCAGGGCUCAAGCGCAUAUUGAGCUCUCUUCGUCAGAUGUUAGUAAAGAAGAGCGGCCGAAUCAUUCUAGCAAGAAACGCAGACGUAAGGCGGAUGCCCCAACAGACGUGUCACCCACGGCGAGUCGGAGCAGCAUGCGGCAUCUUGACGCUCCGACUGAAGACUCCAGCGGCGUGGCUCCAUUGUCCUCUUCUCCCACUCGCUUCCUAUCCCGAAUCACUCUCAACGUGUCCCUAGACGACACGCCUCAGCCGCCAGAUGCCGCACCUGACGAAGCCAGGCACCAGCUUGAGGCUGUUCCAUCUUCAAGCCCAUGUGCGCGCGUCAAUGAAGACAUCCCGAAGCCCACGGCCUCUAGGCGGAAGAGACGCCAGUCCAAGAAGCCCGUCAGCCCCGUCGUCGAGCAACUCUCCGCAGAAAUCGCCCAGUCGAAACAGCCGGCGAAGGCUACAGCCCUGCCUACCGUCAUUGAAGACAGCUCCUACGAGACGUGCGAUGACUCCUCUCACAUCGAACCUUCCUCUCCCGUCAAAGCUUCUCCGCAUGAUGAGCCGGCACCUUCGUCGUCCAGCAAACGAACAGUCUCGCCUCCGGAAGCGGUAGCUCGACCGUCUUCGCAGUCUCCCACAAAACGCGCGCCACAAUCUCCAUUCAAAUCUCCCACAAAAAGCCCCUUGAAACGCGCUUUCGCAGCUGAACCCGACGAACCUCUACCCUCCCUGAGCAGACCUCCCCAAACCCCCCGCCGCCCCAAGCGCCGCCUCAAAGUCCCUUCCUCCCGCCACUCAAUCCUGUCUCUGCUAUCCGACGACGAGGAAGAGGAGGACGAGGAGAUUGAUGAGCUGGGCCGCAACCUGGCCGCGAUGCCCAAGCUGCAGAGUUCCGUGGCGCAGUCGACGGCGCGCAAGGUAUGGAGGUCCAGCUCCCGCACCCGCGAGGUGUAUCACACGCCUGUGAAGAAACGGCCCUCGGAGCCUGUCAGCCCUGGGAGUCUCGUCAAGACGCCUGGGGGCACGCUGAGGGCUUGUGGGGUAGAUGGGUAUAGAUGUGGACGGGACUUCUGCUUUACUUGUUUGUAA